UAAGCCGGGUGCAGUAUAUAUGUAAAACAACUGAAAAUGCAGCAUGUAUGCCUUGUAACGUGUGCGCAAGCAUGGCCAAAAGUCAAGUGGGGCGGCAAUUGCAAAGGAGAGCUAGUGCCACGGUACAGUCACGUCGAAGCCGAGAAAGAGGGAGAGAAAGCGGGAGAGAAAGCGGGAGAGCAAGAGAAGGAGAAGGAGGAGGCGGAGGAGAGGAGAAGGAGGAACAAGAAGAAAGAAGCGACCAAGGGCCCUCUGCCUGCGUAAAGAGAGAAUAAAAGGGAAGUGCGAGCGAGGCAGCACGGGAUCGGAAGAAAGGAGCAGUGAACGGCCGGGCAGGCGAACACAAAGUAGGGAAUAAUAGACGCGCGCAGGUACAUAUUUAAUAGAUGUUUUUUGGGACGCGCGUUCUCCCUCUCCUAGUGCCUGAAGCCGAGGCUUUCAAUCUCGACCAGACUAGUUUCUUCUUCUUUCUUCUUUCUUUCGUUGCUCGAGGGACAAGCGCUUAGCGUGUGCGCACCAUUCAUUUUCUUCGAGGCGCAAAACCAAGAGAGCGUGGUACUUUGGAAGAAUGCAGCAGCACAGGCAACAUCAAGGCUGUCUCUCGAAAAUGCUGCUAUCGCGAGGCUACGCGCGCCUCGCCCGCUAACGGUCAGCUAAUCUGUACGAUAACGGGGCCAGCCAUACGAGCGCGCGUUUCUGCAUAUACGUGCAUAGAGAAAAGGUGGUUUACUCGCGCGUGGCGCAGCCGGUUUUACGACUCGGAGCGUGUGAAAGCUCACGGAAUGCCUCUUUCGUUGCCGAUGCAUUUUUCGCUUCGUGGGAGCUGCCGCGGCCACCGUAUCGCGGAACGCCUGCAAAUGCUAAGUCACUUGAGAAGCGUUUGCUUUGAGUAGCUCGGGCGUCGAGCUUCAAAGUCAGUUGAACUAGUUACGGGGCUAAUUGGUCGAUCGGAGUACAGGCCCGAGGCAGCGAGACUUCGCAGUCUCGCGAUUAUACAAACGAGCGUCGCCAUGGUGUUCGCCAGCUUUGCCUACACAGCUACUCGUCGGCUGAGCUCGGUAGCGCCGCAUUCGUGCAGUCUGCCGUUACGGAACACCACUAUUUUCACUCGUUUAAGUGUCACUGCAACAAGUCAAGUUUCAAGUUCUCCUCUUUAAGGAAGCAAAGUAAUAGAGAAAUCAUUCGAUCGAUCGCCAAUCAGUCGGAGCGUCAUCGCGAGAAAAAGGACCGAUCAAUUGGAUUAUCGCACGCCCGAGAGCACAGCUUCACGAUAAAAUUACAGGGAGAAAUGGCCUCGAUGACUGCGGAGAGAUAGAGAGAGAGAGCGCCAAGAGAAAACCUGCACGCCAGCGGGAUAUCCUGUCUCUCCUUGGCACUGUACAUCAGCCAGUUUACUAAGGAUUCCCGUGAUAUUUCCUGAUGUUACGCAUAGCUUUACGAGGACGACGACGACGACGACGACGACGACUGGCUCUCAUCAGAAAGAAAGUGCUGCACCAUUGGACAACGAAAGAGUUUGCUUAUACAGAAACUUACUCAGCUCGACGCCAUUCGCCGAUGGCGCCGAUCACGUAGCUCAUCUGCGAGGCUCCACUGUAGAGGCCUUUUCAAUCUCUCCUCGUGAGAAUUCAAAGCACCAGCUCACCGAAUGUCUCUCAAGACUUACCGAAUAAUAGGAGCGAUGCCGUACUCGAUCGGUUAAUCAAGCUCGGCAAGGACAAGAGCCAGCUUGCCGGGCAAUCACCAGUUUUGCUCGGGCAACGCCCGCAUCCACUGUCCUCCAUCUCCAACUUAAGAAGUCGCAAGCAGCCGGCUCAGCUGCAUGUGUCUGCACGCCAUGGACAAGGUCGCCGAUGCGACAAUCGAUCGUUUCCGCAGUUUCUCUGGUUCUUCUCAAAUGUUGCCAAAUGUCCAGUUGUUGUCAAUCGAAGGCGUCUGACGGAUGGAAAGGCGGGAUUUGACAUUCGCUUGAAUCGCGCGUCAUUGGCCUUUAUCAGCGCAACCUUGCAACCGACAAAGAUUUUCCAAGCCACUUGUCGCUUCCUAGAAAAACUUUAUUUGGCUUGGAUGGCUAUGAAUGGCUACGACAAAACUAGCAACAUAAAUAAAAUCUCCGCGAGGUCUGCUAAUUCGGCUCACAGCGGCUCUACGCAAUGUGCCUCCGGUGUAUACGUAUAUCAGCGCGAAAUCGACGUUUGAAUCAGUUCCAACAGCCAAGCAAAAGCCUUGGCGAUCUCUCUCCUCUCAGUCAAGUGUCCGCUCAAAGAGAAGGCCUCAUUGUUGUCUGCGUCAAUAGACCGCUUCUGGCGUAUCUUGCGACCAAUUCUCGAUGCGUGAGUAGAAAGGCGCAUUUCCAAAGCUUUCAUCAGCGAGCGUGCAGUCAAUCGGGCUAGCAACCGCCAUGCGCGCAAUCAUUUGCAUUAUUCAGCUAGAAGCACGCCGCCCGACCCACGAGGCUUCACGAUGUAGCCGACACUUGCACGCCAAUAGAGCAGCCAAGCGGACGCGCGGAUCCUUGUUCCGGACCGAGCAAUAAGAAGCGCGGGGGCUGAACGACGCAGACGAAACCAGCCAAUGUUCUCACGCGCUCGCCCGAGCGACCAUCGCGGCUCGCGACACAGCGGCCACAGCGGGUAGCGAACGGGAGCGGCAGGGCGCGCGCAGGUGUGCGCCCGGCGACGCUGCAAACCAGUUUGGGCGCUCGGCACUCGACGGCUUGUCUCGAACUUCCCGAGGCGCUUGUCCCGCUCACCAGGCUCGACUCGCUCGCGUCCGUCGACUCGCCACGGGAACAGCUGACUGUGGAGUGCCGCGAGUCGCGCCGCACGGACGGGGCACGGGGGAGGCUGUGAAAAUUGGCCGAGGAUGUCCAAUGGAGCAUCGGAGCUCGUCGUCGCUGCGUCUCUCGGACGAGGCUCCCCAGCGGCGGCGGCGGCAGCGCCAGCAGCAGCAGCAGCAGCAGCAGCAGCAGCAGCAGCAGCAGCAGCAGCAGCAGCAGCAGCAGCAGCAGCAGCAGCAGCAGCAGCAGCAGCAGCAGCAGCAGCAGCAGCAGCAAGGCAAGAAAUGUCGCAGACGCACGCGGCGACGACGAAGCGAGUGCACAGAGACGGGCAGCAUCGGCUACGGCUCGUCGGCGCCGCUCGAGUCCGAGACGUCCUACUCGUCGCAUCCUGGGUACCCCGUUUGCGCCAGCGCCGUGGUGGCGGAGGCCGCCAGCAGGCCCGAGAUGCAGAUACAACUCGUUCAGUCGCCGCCGCCCCACCUUCACCAGCAGACUCGACAGUCGAGUAGCGCUGGCAGCCAGUCGUCGACUUCGACGCCGAGCUCGGCCGCCUACGUGGACGUGUCCUCGUCGGCGAGGCUCGCCGGCUCGACGUCGAGCGCGCAGAAGCCGAGGAACGCGCUGGUGAGGAGUCGCACGGCCAGCGCGGCACCGACCUCCGCGUGCUCGUGGAGCGGCUCGGCCGGCGAGCCCGAGAACAGCUACGUGGUCGACGCCGAGAAGGGCAACGCCUACUACAAGGGGGUUUUGCUGGGCAAGGGUGGAUUCGCACGAGUGUAUCUGAUAACCGAGAUCGCGUCGCGCAAGCAGUUCGCCUGCAAGAUCAUCCCCAAGUAUCAAAUGCAGAAGAUCCACAUGCAAAAGAUCGCCCGCGAGAUAAUGAUUCACAAGGAGCUGAAUCACGUGAACGUCGUACAGAUGCAUCACUACUUCGAGGACAGCCUCAACGUGUACAUGCUGCUGGAAGCUUGCCCGAAGAAGAGCCUGGUGCACGUGCUCAAGUACCGUGGCAAGGUGACCGAGCCCGAGGCACGUUACUACAUGAGGCAGAUGGCCACGGGAGUGGCCUACAUACACUCGCAGAAAGUCAUCCACCGCGACCUCAAGCCCGGCAACAUGUUCCUCUCCGACAGGAUGAUCGUCAAAAUCGGUGACUUCGGCUUGGCUACCCAUCCCGAUGGACAGCGACGCAGAGUAACUAUCUGCGGCACGCCAAACUUCAUAGCUCCGGAAGUACUGUUCAAGCAAGCCUACAGCUACGAAGCGGACGUGUGGGCCUUAGGUUGCAUCCUGUACGUGCUUCUGGUCGGCCAGCCGCCCUUCGACUCACCGACCCUCAAAGAAACCUACUCGCGAAUAUGCAACCAGCGCUACAAGGAGCUCGACGACUCGACGGCAACUCGCGCCGGCCAAGACCUUGUGCGCUGGCUACUGCAGCCUAAUCCUGAUCUCAGACCCUCGCUCGAGCUUGUCAAGGAACACCCGUACCUCGCUCAGGAGUACGUGCCCACGAGCUUGCCCGACAGCUGCUGCUAUCAGGUUCCGAGACUGCCGCUCGCUGACAGGCAAAAUGCCCUCGCGAGUUUUUCGUCCAGCUUGAACUUCUCGCAGGCUCAUCAUCAUCUUCAUCAUCAUCAUCAGCAACAGCAGCAACAGCAGCAGCAGCAGCAGCAACAACAGGCUGGCAACUACGAACAGCAGACCCAGCAGCAUGAGUCGCAAGCAGCGGCCCAGCGAAAGUCCAGCAAGAAAAAGAAGGUUUCUAGUUGGCUGGCGAGUCUGCGCCUGCCAAAGCUGCCGCGCUUCCGUCAGCGGAUCAGCAGCGUGCUGUGCUUGGAGGCCCGCAAGAAGCAAGCGUUGACGGGCCAGCCGCAGCACGACCAUCCGUCUGGCGGCACGAGCGUCCAGCGGAUGGCCAAAGUCUUGGAGGACUGCUUGGCGGCGCAGAAUCGACAGCCGAGCGAUAGCGGCGCCAAGUUCGGCCCUGGAGCUAAGCUCGUGGAGAACGCCGCGCCACUGUUCGUCACCAAGUGGAUCGAUUUCUCCAACAAGUACGGCCUCGCCUUUCAACUGUCCGACAAGUCGGUCGGAGUGCUGUUCAACGACAGUACCAAAAUGAGUUACACUCACGAUAGAAGACGAGUGGAGUACAUCAGCUCGGGCGAGGAUAUCACGCGAUACAAUCGUGAGAAAAACGUGCCAGAGCAUUUACAAGAGAAGCUUGGGCUGCUUCGACACUUCACCGACUACAUGGACAAGCAUCUUACCGAGGGUGGCGAGAUGCUAGACCACCGGGGCAACAACCGGCCGCCAGACGUCCGAGGCAGUGGCGCAAGCAACGUGCCGCAGAUGCGUCGCUGGAUUCGCACGAGCAAAGCAAUCGUGAUGGAGCUCAGCGUGCCCUUACUCCAGAUGAAUUUCUUCGACGACCACACCAAGUUCAUCGUGUCGCAACAGAGCGGUAACUACCUCGUGACGUAUAUCGACGGCGAGCGGCGAGCCUCCAGCUACUGGCUCAGCGACUUGUGCGAGAGCGGCUGCAAUCCUGACGUUCAUGAGCGAAUGCUGUACGUGUACAAGGUGGCCAAGGAGUUUGCCGAUCUUGAUUUCGGCGCGCCUUGAAUCAAUCUAAAUCACAAAAGCACAUUUUUUUGUGUCACUGUGAUUCCGUAAAAGCCAAGCGUUUCUCGGCCCAAGCGCACACGCGUCCUUUAUUUUCUUCUUCAUUAACACAUCGCUCUGUUUGCAACAACAUUCAGAUGAUACCUUUUUCCUUUCCGUUUUUUCGCAAAUUAUCGAAUUCAAAGUGGACUCAAGUUGUGGUGCUCGAAUAGUAAUUAACCGAAAACAUAAUUCAAUUCAAACAACGAUCAUGUGAUAAUGCCGAUUAAUAAUUAUAUAUAUCAAGGUAAAGAGGGAAAAAUCGUAGGCACGCCGCUGUACGCGUGUAUAUUUAGUGUAUUUAGAGUUGCGAGUGCAGUUCCAGAGAGAAUAUCAUAUGCUAGUCAAGCGUUCUGCAAUAAUGUGAGACGAGAGAAAAACGAGAGGCAGAAUUCGUGCACUGCCAGCAGUCAUUUAGCGGCUGCACUUAAUGUUGUUUUUCUUUAGCCACGGUAAAGAGUCAAUAUGAAUGUGAUACACUGAGCUUCGACGUUAUCUCUCUGGUCGAGUGCUAUCUAGUACUUGGACAAUUCCAGCGUUGCAUUAUGAUCGAUCCACUUUUCCCCUCUGCGAGACGCUAAUUUACAUUGAGAGCUGGCUCGAUUGAUUUAUCACUUCACAAUUUUUGCAAAUUUUAUAGAACUAGCCAAUUCCUAAAAUAAUUACUUCGAGAUUAUUAAUUGUACUCAUUAUUGUCAAAACUCACUACUGUAUUUCGUUGUUAUUUUUUUUUCUUUACGACUAUCAUAAAAUUGUUUUGAGUUCGAAGCCAUUGAUCAAUUAAAACUUAUAUUUUUGAAAUUCAUUAGAGCUAUAUUCCUGAUCUUUAAAGGAUUAUCACUUAAAGCGUACGUCUCUUUGCUAAAUCGAAAUUUAUGAAAACUAUUAAGCUGGAAAUCGAUUAAAGAUAAAGCAUUUGUUAGCGGCACACGCAGCAUCCGCAAUUUAUGUUACUAUUAAAAUUUCGGAUAACUUGACUCGUUGAUCAAGAUUGAGCGAAUAGCGAAAUCGCGCUAUAUCUGCAAAAGCAGUGUAAAGUUGAGAGCCGAUAUUUGGACGUUAUGCGAGAUGUAGAUACCUGAUGGUAAACAUGCAACUUAUCCGUGUAUUAGUCUUGUCGAGAAUAGUGGAGCGAAUGUCCUAAGUGGAAAAUGAUUAAAAACUAUAUUAAAAUUUAUCAGCAAUAAAAAACGUACUGACGACGGAAGCGAGCUGUAAGACAAGUUGGCGUUGGCGAAAACAUUGUAGUUUUUUCUAGAUAGAAAACGAUAGGAAACCGGCAAGCGCAUAUGUAGGGUCGAUUGAUUUAUACCAAUGUACAUCCUUUUGUGCUAGACAUAUGGUGUUUGUACAGUACCGAAUAGUAGAUGAAAAUAUAUAUCACUAUUUUUCAUCUGCUCGUGAUCUUCGACGAUUCGUGCGAUCGUACUGUGUAUAUGCUGUAAUAAGUCGAAAGCCGUUGUAUUUACUUUUUAUGUAGUUCUAGGAAGUCAUGCGCUUAUCGAUCGUUAUGUUAUUUCUAUAUAGGUAAGAUAUCUCAAAAUAAGAAAGCGGUGACGCUGUAAAGAGUAAAAGUUGCUGCGUCCUUUAUUUUUUACGAAAAGAAAUAAUGUGACGCAAAAGUCCGUGAUAGCCGAUGCAAAGAGGUGGCAACACAAAUCUCGUUGUUAAGUGACUCUUAUCAAAGUCUCUUGAUCGUACAUGCCAUAUGAAUCUCAAUAAAUAUCAUGAGGAU
This is a messenger RNA of Phymastichus coffea, 7178 nucleotides long. Its product is annotated as serine/threonine-protein kinase PLK1-like. Gene Ontology annotation, biological process: protein phosphorylation; mitotic cell cycle; regulation of cytokinesis. The coding region runs from base 2873 to 5404 and encodes 843 amino acids. Gene Ontology annotation, molecular function: ATP binding; protein binding; protein serine/threonine kinase activity. Gene Ontology annotation, cellular component: spindle pole; nucleus; centrosome. The record is from RefSeq and is a predicted model, not a curated record. Lineage: Eukaryota; Metazoa; Arthropoda; Insecta; Hymenoptera; Eulophidae. The transcript has 12 exons.